UUCCUGUGCGUUGGAACCUGCUUGCGCAUCGCACGCAAGCCGUCCUGACCCCCGGCCGAGACGGCGACAGGGGAUGUGCGAAUCGCACCUCAUCUAACGGGCAGCGGCCGGACAGGCUGCCGCCACCCGCCACAGCCAGCAAGCGGCGAGGAAGAGGACGACGCGGCCCGCCAAGCUCCCCCCCGGGGGAAGGAACAGGGAGGCCGCGUCCUCCGGCCGGCGCGUGGUGGGAGUUGGAUGGAGAGGGCCGCCGCCGCGGCGCUCGGCUGCGCCCUCCGCUCCCCUUCUCCCUCCCCGUCGCCGCUCCUCCGCUGCCCCCGCCGCGGCCCGCCCGGGCCUCCCCGCCCCCUUCUGCCGCCCGCGCUCCGCUUCAGGCCUCUAGACAUGAAGAAGGGGCAGAGUAGCAACUCGCUUAAGACCUUCAGCUCAUCUGGACACUCAGGGGUCAGACAGAACAAUGACGAUUUAGUUAACGGCAAGCUCCUAAUAGAUUGUGGAGAAGAUCAAGAUUGUGUGCUCGGUGGCAUAGUUGCGCUGGGAAAGUUUGAUGCCCUUCACAUUGGCCAUCGGGAAUUGGCAAUGCAUGCUUCUAAAGCAGGGACUCCUUUUCUUCUUUCUUUUGUGGGAAUGGCCGAAGUACUUGGCUGGACAUAUAGGCCUCCUAUAGUUGCUCAGUGUGAUCGCAAGCGAGUCCUUUCAUCUUGGGCUCCAUACUGUAGGAAUGUCAUACCUCUUGAAUACCAAGUUGAGUUUUCAAAGGUUCGGUCCCUAUCUCCACGGCAAUUUGUUGAAAGGUUGUCAAAGGAUCUUAGAAUAAAAGGUGUCGUGGCAGGUGAAAAUUACAGAUUUGGUUAUAAAGCAUCAGGUGAUGCAGCUGAGUUAGUUAAACUAUGUGAGGAAUUUGGUUUAAGCGCAUUCAUUGUACGCUCUGUUAUGGACACAGCAAAAAGAUCUCAUAAUGGAGCUGCAGCUGCUAUAAAUUCAAGUGAUAAAGGACAGGUCUCUUCCAGCCGUGUCCGCCAUGCAUUGGCUAUGGGUGACAUGGAAUAUGUCUCCGAAUUACUAGGGAGGAAACACCGUCUUGUGCUAAUGGUUGACCAAAAGUGCCUUCAUGAAAGGAAAAAGAUUGUACUCCCUAAUUCCUGCAUGUUGAACAUGCCACCAGCUGAAGGUCUGUAUGAAAACUGCAACCUUGUUAAUGGACAGUAUCUUGGACCAUGUAGAGUGAUCAUCAACUCUGACACCAUCGUCAUUGAGAUGAAAGAUGAGAACAGUUUGUCUCCCAAUCCUAUUCAAGAAGUCGGGCAAUUAGGCAUUGAGUUUGGAUAAAGUUAAGUAAAUUUGUGCUCUAUUGGUAGGAGGCCAUCCUUUUACAUUUGCCCUUUUUUGGAGAUUGUUGCCAAAAGGAGAAGACAUUGGUAGAAAUAUUGCAAGGGAAGUCAAAGACUGUGUUCAAGUAUGCAGUUUGCCUCACCAUGAUUGAAUUCAGGAGCAUCUUUGUAGUCUCACAAGAAUGCUUAGCAUCUUUGUAGUCUCACAAGAAUGCUUUCUUUCAGAAAAGUCGAGAUCAGUCCAAGCUUACCAUACAAAGGAGGACUGUGGGGUCAAAGUGACUUUUGAUCUGACAAGCAGCAUCCAUCGAAUCAAAUGCUGGGAAGGGGCUUAUACAUUGUAGUUUUAGUUCAAACAUUGGUAGGGAGCAUGGUUGGUCAUUUGUCAACAUAUCUGUCAUUACUUGAAUGUUUAGUUGUUAGAAUUAGAACUUUUCUGAUAAAGAACAUUUGAGACCUCUCCAGAUUUCUUUUGUACGAACUUGCAGCUGUUCUUUUGGCUGCUGCUAGCAUGUAGAAACACUAUUUGUUAGACAUGCUUAACACCUGGAGACUAAAGAGACUUUUUUCUAUUAAUUUUUUUGGGGUGCACAUUUGAAGAUACUGGCAA
This is a messenger RNA of Panicum virgatum (switchgrass), 1941 nucleotides long. RefSeq names its product FAD synthetase, chloroplastic-like. The record is from RefSeq and is a predicted model, not a curated record. Gene Ontology annotation, molecular function: FMN adenylyltransferase activity; protein C-terminal S-isoprenylcysteine carboxyl O-methyltransferase activity. Gene Ontology annotation, biological process: C-terminal protein methylation; riboflavin biosynthetic process. Gene Ontology annotation, cellular component: endoplasmic reticulum. Lineage: Eukaryota; Viridiplantae; Streptophyta; Magnoliopsida; Poales; Poaceae. The transcript has 5 exons. Bases 238 to 1329 code for a protein of 363 amino acids.